Molecule: messenger RNA, 555 nt
Organism: Bufo gargarizans (Asiatic toad)
Lineage: Eukaryota; Metazoa; Chordata; Amphibia; Anura; Bufonidae
Gene: DYNC2I2
Product: dynein 2 intermediate chain 2
Exons: 4
Coding region: 1-555 (184 amino acids)
Biological process (GO): intraciliary transport
Cellular component (GO): ciliary plasm; cytoplasmic dynein complex
Molecular function (GO): dynein heavy chain binding; dynein light chain binding
Source: RefSeq, a predicted model, not a curated record
AUGAGAAUUGGUAGGCGUCGCUACGGUGAUCGGCGGCUGCUGUUCACCGCUCUAUCAUCAUGCGUGUCGAUUGGCUCUUUUCUUCUGACCAGAUUCAGAAAGUUCUAUCGAAAGUGGAGAACUCUGAUGAGGAAUUCCAGCUUCCUGGCCAAUAAAACAAGCAUCAUGACACAGGCCAGGAGUUUCUUCAGUGUAUUCGUUGCUGAAGUAGAAGGCGGUUACUUGCUGAAAUGCUCCACUGCUGUCCAGACAGCGGCCCUCACCAACAUGGCUUCCUCUGUUCCGCUGAAGGCCCCAGCCCGGUUUACCUUCUCCCCUCAUGGAGGACCCGUCUACUGUGUUGAAUGCUCACCUUUCCACAGGAACCUCUUCCUGAGCGCGGGAACUGAUGGAUGCGCUAACCUGUACUCCGUGCUUCAGGAGCAACCUCUCACUUCUCUGCAGCUUUCCCAGAAAUACCUCUUUAGCAGGAGCCCGCUGAGUUCUGACUUCACAAAGCAAGGAGCUCGAGAGGUGAACCUGCUGGAUGAGCUGGCCGGGGCGGUCGCGGACUGA